UUGAGCUUGGUGCGGUCGAGUGUGCUUACGUCAGGACAAAACUUCUGCAUUUCUCUCGUGUACUCUGUGUUAUGUGAAUGAAAAAAUGUAUGAGUUAUCAACUCGACUGUGAGUGAUGUUACCAAUCUGCUUUGGGUGUUGAUACUCACUUGAAUACACUUGAAUUCGUUAACAAGAGAAUUCAACUUUCUAAUGAUCAACCAAAUCGUCUUCAUUACACAUCGAGAAGUUGGAAAGUAAAAGUAUAUGACCAAGUUUUUAAUCAUGGAAACGAAUUUAGAGGAAGCGUGCAGACUCUGUCUGACUACUGAAAAAAAGUGCUCUUCAAUCUUUCAACUACCUGCUAGCGAUGUUCCUUUCAUUGUGAAGAUUAAGGCCUGCUUAUCCAUCCAGGUUUCAGAAACUGACCCAAUAUCAACUUUCAUUUGUGCAUCAUGCAUAGAAAAUGUAAAUCAUUGGUAUUUUUACAAAGAAUCAUGUCUAAAGUCACAGAAUCAGUUACAAGAAUGGUUUAAAAAGAGAAAUAUUUCCAAAGCUAGUGCUGAUUCAGAUCCCUUGGAAAAUAAUGAAGUAGAUGAUGAAAAUACAAACAAAUUUGAAGGAGAAAUUUCUAAAGAUCAUAAUGAUGAACCAACAAUCAAGAGUAAUGUACCAAAUAAUUGUCUACCUAAUAAUCCUGAAAUUAAAAGUGAACCAAUGGAUUCUAGUGAUGACUAUUUUAAUGAUGAUGAGUCAAUCAAUGAUCAAGAACUUCUUGUUAAUCCUUUAUCUCCUGAAAAAAAUAAAGCUGAAGCAAUUGCUUCAAAAAAAGAAGGAGGAAUUAAAAACUCACUUAAAAGGAGAAUGCGUAAAAGAGGUCACACACAUUUUAGGGGUAUAAAAGUAUUCAAAAAAAAAUGUCCUCAUUGUCAUCUAUACCUGAAUUCUAAAUAUUCAUAUUAUCAACACAUCAACAAUACUCAUAGACAAUUAAAAACAGGACCUGAACAACAAUCUAAAGCAAAUGAACUUUUGAAAAAUGCAAAAUCAGUAUCAUCUUCUAUUCCUCAGAAUGAAAUAAAUACGGAACAAAUAAGUUAUCAAAAAUUGUUAAAAACUGAUCCUCUCACUCAUGACCAAAAAAAAAUUAUAAGUCAGUUAAAAACAUUUUCAUGUUACUCAUGUGAUUCAAUUUUUGAAAAUCGUAAAGACACUUUGACCCACAUCAGAAUUCAUCAUCCUGAUCUCAAAUUGUUUACUUGCAUAGCUUGUCUUAGCGAAUUUCCAGAUAAAACGCAGUAUAAAUUACACUGUGCUGCAUCAUUUGAAUGUGCUAUGAAGAUUGCUCUUGUCAUACCAGAAGUGGGCACUGAAAAAUAUUUUACCUGCAAUAUGUGCUUAUUAUCUUUAGAAAAUCGUAAAUGUCUUCUCAAUCAUUUGAGUAAACAUUCUGAAAAAAGUAGCAAACAGUUUUCCAGAUCUACUCCACUACCUUCACUGAUUUCAAUUUCAUCUCCAAGUAAAAAUAAAUGUGUAUCAAAAGUUUAUAUUUCUUCCCAAGCUGGACCAUACGUGGAUGGAGAUCCAAAUCAUAAUCAUGAAUGCAAUAUGUGUGGGAUGAUUUAUCGUUAUAAACCAAACUUGAUGAAACAUAAGAUAGUAUGCCUUACUUUACCAGAAAAUUUAAGAUCUACAUUUAAGUGCAUUCAUUGUUGCAUGACUUUCCGUGUCUUUGACAAAUUUAAAUCUCAUAUAUUUCGUUAUCAUAAAAAACAUGAAAUGAUUUGCUAUAAUUGUCACGAAUCAUAUACAGCUGAUGUAGAUUAUCUAAAUCACCAUGAAAUUCAUCGUGUGCCUAUAAAAAAUGAAGAACAGGAACAAAAUGAUGUUACAAACAUAAAUUCAUCAAAUUCUUCAGGAAACUUUAACAUAAAACCUUUCAAGUGUGCUCUAUGCGGAGAAAGUUUUGAUCAAAAAAUUGAACUUACAGAACACCGAAAUCUCCAUCUUAAAGUUAAAUUAUAUUCAUGUGUACUUUGUGGCAACUCUUUUAACAACUCUAGUGCUCUAGAAACUCAUAUGAAAAAUCAUGGUAUUAUUGAUGGAGAAACACACAAUGCUAUUCAGCAGCUGAAUGAAAGUAAUGCUGAGCACAAAUCAAUAAUUUAUGCUGGAAGUGGAAAUAGCGGAAAUAGGCUCAAUCAAUGUAAUGAGUGUGGCAGAUGCUUCUCUAAUACAGCUAAUCUCAACAGACACAUAACAAAUUUGCAUGUAUUGAAAAAAAAGCAGUGGGAUUGUGAUCAUUGCAGAAGCAAGUUUUAUUCAGCUGAAGAUUAUAAUGAUCAUCUUAGAUCAGAGCAUGGUCAAAAUACUACUGUUCAAAUUGUUGAAAAUACUGCGACCUCUGAUCGGGUUUCUAUUUUAUCUUCUGGAACUGGUAAACCAAAUAUGAAGUGUCCUCAUUGUGAAAGAAUAUUUGCUUAUCAAGCUAAUUUGGCUCAACAUUGUCAAAAAAUUCAUAAUGUGAUAAUUCACGAUUUUCGGAGUCUUAUUCAUGUAGCACGAUCGCCUCCUCCACCAAUACAGCAGCCUCCUGUACGCUCUGUAACUGUUCGUCAUUCAGCUCCAGCUAAACCAGUCAAUUCCGGUUGGCCCUGCGAUUUAUGUGACAGAGUCUUCAAAGAAGAACAGUCUAUGAAAACUCAUCGAGGUUGGCAUAUGAGAGAAAAUAGUCACCUUCCUAUGAUCAAUCGCAAUAUUAAUAAGCGAUCAUCCCUCGUUACUCUGCCGAGCUCAACAACUUUAACUCCCCUAAAAAGAGUGGGUUACACUACUGUGAGUGUAUCUCCAGAACCUAGGCCAGCUAAGGCUCGAAAGUCGUUUAUCAACAAUCCUCAGCGUAAGCAAUUAGAUGUUAUAGCUAGUUCUACAUUAUCAACAAAAGCUCCAUCCGAAACUCAAGACACUUCCUUGUCUACUUCAUCGGAUAUUCAAUGUCAAGUUUGCAAAGAAAGCUUCCCAAACUUGGAUGUCUUAAGCAGGCAUCUGUGGGAUGUUCAUUGUUCUUUAAAUAAACCUGACAAGACCUCAACUAGUGAGAUGCAAUGUCUAUUAUGUUCAAAUAAAUUUCCUGAUAACGAAUCCUUAAAUGAACAUAUGCUUCAGCACACAACUGAACCUUCUCAAAAUAGUAGUAUUGCAGAUGAACACUUGAAAUCUGAUAAGAGUAACUGCUUCCAUUGUGACAUAUGUGGCAAGAAUUAUACAAAUCGCAAAGUAUUUUUCAGACAUAAAAAAAUGCACAAAGCGUUACCACCAAAUGCCGCAAAUUUUCAGUCAUUGAAUACUAAAAGACCUUACUGUCAUCCAUGUCAAAAAGCAUUUUCAAAUGAUGCCUCUUUAAGAAGACACAAAAUUUCAGCUUGUCAUCAUAAUUAUAUUAAAUCCCAUAUAGUAACACCUAAAAAAUUGACGACUACUGCCAUUGUUCACCAAACAUCUCAUGAUUCUCAGAUCCAACAGAUAAAAACUGAACCAGACAUGGACGAAUAUAUGGAAGAAGAUAAUCCUACAAAGAAAAAGCAAUAUACAUGUUUAACAUGUAAUGUUACUUUUCCUAACAUGAGUAUACUUUACCAGCACAAACAGCGCAUGCAUAAAGUUCCCGAGAAAGAGCAAGUCAUUGGCGGAGUAUCUUCACAGCAAGUCAAAUCGCCAGCUAGACCAUUAUAUGUUGCAGUUAAGAAUCAAAAACAAAACGGUUUAGUUGAUUGUAAUCUUUGCGGUAAACAAUUUCCUGGUAUAUCAAAUUUGAAGCUUCAUUAUGCUCAUAAGCACAAAUCGGAAGGAAAAACGUUUGCUUGUACAAGCGCUGGUUGUAAGCAAAGCUUCACAAGCAUCAGUUUACUAAAAGCGCAUGAAACGAUGCAUUCAAGCAUUAUGUACAAUUGUCGUCUCUGUGAAAGACAUGUAUUUUCAAGGAGCGCUAUUAUCAAGCAUAUGUUGAUUGCUCAUAAAGCUUUGUAUAAAUCAGGAGCUAACACAAAUAGUCUGUGGUCAACUGUAGAUCUCUCGGCGUACACUAUCAAAAAUUGUCAAGGUACUUUUUGCACUAUUUGCAGAGUUAAGUAUCCGAAUCUCAGAGCAUUAAAAAUCCAUUAUUUGAAAAUCCACGAGCAGAAUAAUUAGUGGUCAUAAAGCAACUUGCCUAAAUAUUUUUAUAACAGAAAAUAAUGAUUAAGACUUUAAAUGGAAUUAGUUACAUUUGAAAGUAAACUACUGUACUUUUUUUAAAUAAUGCGACUUUUUAAAGUGAAUUAUUAUUUGUUGGUAUCUGACAGUUCUUACUAUUUGUUUAUAGUAAUCAGUGUUAAAAUGUAAAUUAAUGACAGUGUAAAGUUUAGUACAUUUUUUUAAUAAAUCACAUAAGGUAAUUAAUAAUCGUAUUUUUGAAGCUGAUAUGUCUAGGUACUUUAAUUUUUAAAUAAACUUCAUUUCAAUAAUUUAA
Trichogramma pretiosum is the source of this 4486-nucleotide messenger RNA. RefSeq names its product zinc finger protein 62 homolog. Gene Ontology annotation, cellular component: chromosome; nucleus. The transcript is spliced from 5 exons. Bases 247 to 4167 code for a protein of 1306 amino acids. The record is from RefSeq and is a predicted model, not a curated record. NCBI's taxonomy places the organism in Eukaryota, Metazoa, Arthropoda, Insecta, Hymenoptera, Trichogrammatidae. Gene Ontology annotation, biological process: regulation of transcription by RNA polymerase II. Gene Ontology annotation, molecular function: zinc ion binding; chromatin insulator sequence binding.